AUGCUGCGACACAUUCGCAUGACCUGCAGCACUGGCACUGAGCUUCUUCCGGCACGUUUGUCGCAGAAACUAUGUGAAUGGGUGCAACCACUGUACGCCUUUACCGUUCAGCACCGCGUACCGAGACCUGGCGAUCCCUAUCCAAUAUGCCGCUGCCGUUAUCCUCUUUACACCCUAUGCUAUUCACAUUUAUCGCCAUACGAUAAGUUGCCAUCUAGCGGCGGUAGUCAUCCAUUGGCAUCCUCUGUGUUUUCACUGCUUUCAGACGCUCCGACGAACACCACCGUCGUGCUCCCUAUGGAGAAGGCACCUUGCACCAAUGUGAAAUCAUCAACCGUAGGUGGUAACCAAGGACCUGAAAGGUUGGCCGAUAUUACUGGAAAUAUGUCUCCACAGCUAACUGUUCAGAACCGACAUCGACCGUCAUUGCGGAAGAUCUGGCGUAAACGGAUGGCAUCCAUUAUGAUCCAUCCCAACAUUAUUCCUAAUCGACCGACGUGCUACCGUUGUGAUAUUUGUGAUGGGUUUGUAAAUAUGAAAAAAUACCAUGAAGCUGACCGAAACGAGGUGACCAGUGAGUCUGUGACUUGUGGAGGAAGUGAGGAUCUUGAGGGGAUUCAAAUAUGUCGUGAAGCAACGAAUAGUUUAAUUGAUAGCAUUGCGUCCGCGGUCUCAUCAAUUGUACCCAAGGAGACUUUGACUAAAACCUUGCUUAAUAAAUCAUUUCAAAAAGUUUCACUUGCGGAUGCUGGGGCUACUAACGAAGUGACGAAGCGGGGAAACCUUGACGAAGAGGACAAAGCGAUUGAUAGGGAACAUGACAUGCGAGCAGUAUCUACGGACAUUGCUAAUACCAUCAUGAACGAUACUGAUGUGGCUGAGUUACGCUACUUAGACCCUUUUCUUGUUGAAGUUCUCAGCUCCCCUUCAGUGGUCUCGUUGUCCCGAUAUUUCAUUCGUGAGGUGCAAGCCCAGCUCAAACGAUUUGACCUGACGUAUAAUUCCCUUAUCAGAGGCAUUAAGAAUACCGUAGAUGUAUCAGGAUCCCACGCGAUCGCGUAUGAAGCAUGGAUCCGACAAAAACGGCAGAGCAGUAAGAUGCUUUUGCGGGGCCAACCCCUCUCCGAGGCUGCACUAGGACACUUUCAGACUCAAGUGAACCGGCUUGAUUUGUCUGCGUACGCGGUGCGGUUUGCCGUCGCGGCUUAUGGCCUUCCAUAUGAAUUGGGUUACUUCAAUUCACCUAGUGACAUUGUCAAGUUACACGCUAGCCCGCACAGCCGUUACGCAUGUGCCACUUCCGACGAGCAAAUUGAAUCCAUGAGACGCAUGCUACAAGGUGAGGAAGUGGAUCACCAUAUGGAGUUUGCAAGGAGUCGCUUCUCAACUCGCAUUGGUCAUCCCAGUUAUGCGAUUGUGUUGGAUCAUUCGAAACGACGUGUGGUGCUGACUUUUCGUGGCUUGUUGACGUUGUCAGAUAUUACUACAUGCAUGAUGGACGGCUACAAGGAAGUGGAUCUUUCCCAACCAGAGGCAGUGGGAUGUGUGAGUCCUGAGUUUGGUGAAAAUGUGUUGUGUGGUCAAUCAGCGGACUUGAUCGCAUUGGAGUGGAAACAAUCCAGAAAGGUAAGUGUAGAUAAUAGGUCUGGUGUGUCACUCAAAGAGAUCACAGAGGCUCAGUGCGAGGGAGAAAGCCUUCUUACUCGGAUUCCGCUGGGAUUUUAUCGAGCCGCCAGAGAGGCGGCACAUAGUGUGCUGCCUGCGUUGCGUAUUAUACAUACUUAUUAUCCAAACUACCAACUUAUCGUUACCGGACACUCCUUUGGAGGUGCCGUAGCCGUGCUUUUUUAUUUAUUCUACUGCUUUAAGCCCAAGGCUGUAUCGACUCCUCAUGCAGUGUCUUUCACAAAUGUGCAGACACUUACUUUUGGCGCACCACCUCUCAUAGAGAAGAAGAUAUUGCGAAUUCUGAAUUCCCAUCUAGUUCGUGAGAGGGAGCGUGUGGGGAGCCGCCUUAUUAACUUUUGCUACGGAAAGGAUUUGAUAUCGAGGCUGCAUCCACGUUCCAUUCACAAAAUACUGACUAAACAACAUUCAUUGUUGUCUACGCAAUGUACUAGAGUUGAACAAGUGACCGGAAAAAAAUAUACAUCCCGAAAGUCUAUCAACAGGAACUGCGAUUCACUAGACCGGAUGCUACCGACGUUUGCUGUACCAGGAGAGUUUCUAAAUAUAUCAGAUAGCUUUCCCCAUGAUUGCUUUGAAGUAGAGGAUAAUGAUACAUGGCGUUCGCAGUUGAUUUUUUUGCCUGAGAGUAUUUUUCAUCAUCAUCCAAUUCAUUACAUGCGUGGUCUUAACCACAUGUUGACGUAUUGUUCAAUGCAACUAUUAAAAGCAAGAGAUAGGUUCAGUAAGAAUUCUAAUACUGUGUGA
Messenger RNA from Phytomonas sp. Hart1, 2433 nucleotides. NCBI's taxonomy places the organism in Eukaryota, Euglenozoa, Kinetoplastea, Trypanosomatida, Trypanosomatidae. The record is from the annotation of a GenBank genome assembly.